Molecule: messenger RNA, 1365 nt
Organism: Pestalotiopsis fici W106-1
Lineage: Eukaryota; Fungi; Ascomycota; Sordariomycetes; Amphisphaeriales; Sporocadaceae
Exons: 2
Coding region: 1-1365 (454 amino acids)
Biological process (GO): DNA alkylation repair; DNA repair
Cellular component (GO): nucleus
Molecular function (GO): ubiquitin binding; dioxygenase activity; zinc ion binding
Source: RefSeq, a predicted model, not a curated record
AUGGAGGCUUGGCUCAAGGGCAAGAAACGGAAAUCCGAAACGCCAGCAGACGCGAUACAGGAUGACGACAGCGAGUCGACAGACGUCAAGCUGGCCAUUUUAGCAUCUCUGCAUCCCAACGUGGGUCAAGAGGCGUUGCUCGACUGUUUGCUUGAGCACGAUGGGUCCAUCGAAGCCGCUUCAGGAGCCCUGAGCAUUUUGGAUAUCCCAAAGGAGGAAAAGAAGCUUCGAAAUCCGGCUGUAAUUGGCUCACAAACAUCGCUCAAGUUCUUUACAGGAAACUCGGCUGGCACUGGUGAUGCUUUGUCGCCAAAGAAGCCCAGACUCAUGUCCAAGAAGGGAACAACGCUCCACUUGUACGAUCCCGAAGAUAUCGCCGAGCACACGCCAUGUAGCAUCGUUCAUAACUUUCUUCCGGCAGAUAUGGCAAAUGAUCUUCUUAGGGAAAUGCUGGAAGAGUCCAAGACUUUUGAAAAGAUAACCUUUAAACUUUUCGACAAUGUUGUGCAAAGUCCUCAUACUUCGACAUUCUAUGUUGAGACGGACGAGGAGCUAAGCAUACAAAAACAUGAAUACUUUUACAACGGCGCAAGACUGACAGAUGUCCGCAAGAUUACUCCCCAGUUGCUUCGCGUCAAGCCCCUGGUACAGGAGAGUGUGAACCGAGAAAUCGAGAAGCGCAUCAAUACCGUGUACCCCCGAGGCGAAAAGCUCAGAUUUCAAUCGUCUGAUCCCUGGAAGCCAAAUGCUGCCUUCGUCAACUGUUAUGCCGGACCGCAGGAGAAUGUUGGCUACCACAGCGAUCAGCUCACCUACUUGGGCCCGCGAGCCGUCAUCGGUUCUCUCUCCCUUGGAGUGGCCCGGGAGUUUCGUGUCCGGAGAAUCGUGCCCAAAGAUGCAGAUGAAAAAUCUGCAGAAACUCCCGACCUUGAAGGACAGAUUGCCAUCCAUCUGCCUCACAACUCGCUGCUCGUCAUGCACGCCGAGAUGCAGGAAGAAUGGAAGCAUUCCAUCGCUCCCGCCCAGGUCAUUGAUCCGCACCCAAUCGCUGGCAAUAGAAGAAUAAACGUCACGUAUCGGGACUACAAAGCCAAUCUGCAUCCCAAGCUCACUCCAAAGUGCAAAUGCGGCAUUCCAGCCGUCUUGAAAGUGGUUCAGAGAAGAAAGGAAAACCAUUCGAGGUACUUUUGGAUGUGUCAUGGUGGUUACGUUCCGGGCAAGGAAAAGUGUGGCUUCUUCCAGUGGGCGGAUUUCGAUGACGACGGGAAUCCAAGCUGGGAUCGUGCGAGGUACAGGAAGGGAACGUCUCAUUUGCCCGUUUGUGAACGCAAUGAGCCAGGAGAUGCAGAUAGUCUUGGGGAGUGA